GAACGAAGCUUUUGACACACAGACACACACACACGCAUGCAUACACACGCGAGCGGUUUCGUGCCUCCCAGUGACCUGCCUGCUUCUAGCUGUCCCUCCUUCCUGGGGAGCUGGAGCUGCGGAGAUACAGGAGCCAGGGAGAUCCUGUCCCCUCUCCACGACUGUGAGACCAAAUGAAUAGAGUGAACAAGGUUUUGAAGAUCCUUAAAAAGUCAUCGAGGAGGAGGAAGAGAUGGAGAGAGGAGCUGAGGGUGGAGGAGGAAGGGGAGAGCCGGGAACUCUGUGACUCAGGUGGUUUAUGCCACCUGCACCUCUGUACUGGUGACGAUGGCCCUUACUCGAAGGGGAGCAAGGAUUCUGGUGGGAUGGACACAGCCCUGGUCUCCAGGAGGCAAAGCAUCCCAGAGGAGUUCAGAGGGGUCACCAUCGUGGAGCUGAUUAAGAAGGAAGGAAGCACUCUUGGGUUAACCAUUUCAGGUGGCACAGACAAAGAUGGAAAGCCAAGAGUUUCCAAUCUAAGGCCAGGAGGACUGGCUGCAAGAAGUGACCAGCUGAACGUUGGAGAUUACAUCAAGUCGGUGAAUGGCAUUAACCUGACCAAGCUGCGCCAUGAUGAGAUCAUAAGCCUACUGAAAAAUGUGGGCGAAAGGGUAGUGCUGGAAGUAGAGUAUGAGCUCCCGCCGGCUGUGCCAGAGAGCAGUGCUGGCAUUAUUCCCAAGACCAUUGAGGUGUCCCUCUACAAGGAAGGCAACAGCUUUGGCUUCGUACUAAGAGGGGGAGCCCAUGAAGACUGGCACAAGUCCAGACCGCUGGUGCUCACCUAUGUGAGGCCGGGUGGCCCAGCAGACAGGGAAGGGUCCUUGAAAAUUGGGGACAGGCUGCUGAGCGUUGAUGGGAUCCCUCUGCACAGCAUGACCCAUGCUGAUGCCCUCAACAUCCUGCGGCAGUGCAGCCAGGAGGCACUCUUCCAGAUCGAGUAUGAUGUGACCAUCAUGGAUACUGUAGCAAACGCUUCAGGUCCUUUAUUGGUUGAAAUAGCAAAGACUCCGGGGUCUACACUAGGAAUCACACUGACGACAACCACACAUCGGAACAAGCAGGUCAUUGUUAUUGACAAGAUUAAGCCGGCCAGCGUGGUGGACAGAUGUGGCGCGUUGCAUGUUGGCGAUCAUAUUCUCUCCAUUGAUGGCACAAGCACAGAGCACUGUUCCUUAUUAGAGGCAACUCAGCUUUUAGCUGCCACUUCAGAAAAUGUCAAGCUGGAGAUAUUACCUGUUCACCAAAGCAGGCUGCCUUUGAAGCCUCCAGAAACAGUCAAGGUACAGAAGAGUGACCACCAUCACUGCUGGGACCCCUGUGUCAACUACUGUCACACCCACCACCCCGGGCACUGCAAGACGCCUACGUGGAACCAGACGUCUGGACAGGAUUACUGCAAAUCUCUGGUGGCUGCCAACUUCUCAUCUCCCACCAUGAAUGCACAGGGCUUCCCCUGCCAGAACUCGAACACACUACCUCGCAGCUCCCAUCCCAUGAGCCCCCGCACCACUAUGCUAAGGAGAAGGCAGAAGAAGAAGGAGCACAAGAGCUCAUUGUCACUGGCCUCCAGCACAGUGGGUCCUGGCGGGCAGAUAGUCCACACGGAGACAACAGAGGUGGUGCUCAGGGGAGACCCUUUGAAUGGCUUUGGACUUCAGCUCCAGGGAGGCAUCUUUGCUACCGAAACCCUGUCUUCCCCACCUCUCGUCCGUUUUAUUGAGCCCGACAGCCCGGCAGAGAGGUGUGGGCUGCUGCAAGUGGGAGACAGAGUCCUUUCUAUCAAUGGCAUUGCAACCGAGGAUGGAACCAUGGAGGAAGCUAAUCAGCUUUUGCGUGAUGCUGCACUCACAAACAAAGUAGUGCUGGAGAUUGAAUUUGAUGUUGCAGAGUCUGUCAUACCCAGCAGCGGUACUUUCCACGUUAAAUUGCCCAAGAAAAGAGGUGUAGAGCUUGGAAUUACAAUCAGCUCUGCAAGCAGAAAGCCUGGGGAGCCUUUGAUCAUCUCCGACAUAAAGAAGGGGAGCGUAGCACAUAGAACUGGCACCUUGGAACCAGGAGACAAGCUGUUAGCCAUCGAUAACAUCCGACUCGACAAUUGCUCAAUGGAGGAGGCUGUGCAGAUUUUAAGACAGUGUGAAGAUCUGGUCAAAUUGAAGAUUAGGAAGGAUGAAGAUAACUCUGAUGAACAGGAAACAACUGGUGCUAUUAUCUACACAGUGGAACUGAAGCGAUAUGGUGGACCCUUGGGAAUAACCAUCUCCGGGACAGAGGAACCUUUCGAUCCUAUCGUCAUUUCAGGCUUGACUAAACGAGGGCUGGCAGAAAGAACUGGAGCCAUCCACAUCGGUGACCGGAUAUUAGCGAUUAAUAACGUGAGCCUCAAGGGCAAACCACUGAGUGAAGCCAUUCACCUACUGCAGAUGGCGGGAGAGACGGUCACUUUGAAGAUCAAGAAGCAGACAGAGAAGUCCUAUCCCAAGAAAUCAGGCAGUAUAAAUGAAGUGAGCGACCCAGAAGAUGAACUGACCGACUCCCAGAAAACCAGCAAGCUCUCCGAGAUAUACUCCACCACAAUUCCUAGUGUGGACAGUGCUAUGGAGUCCUGGGAUGGCUCUGGCAUUGAUGCUGGGUAUGGAAGCCAAGGUACAUACAUACCUCAGGCUGCGGGCAUAGCCCUCCAUCCACACGAAUGGAGACACAGCAGGCAAAAGAGCAGCACCCCUCCGGGGGACCCCAGGAAAAACUACCCCUACAUGGAUGGAAGCUUCAGUGAAGAUGACUGGGACAAGCCUAGCAGAUACCCCAGCCGCCAAAAUGGCCUUGAGACCACUCAUGAGGAUAGUUUUUGGCGUGUUUUUGGAGAAGCUUUGGAGGAUUUGGAAACAUGUGGCCAGUCUGAACUUUUGAGGGAGAUUGAGGCAUCUAUCAUGACAGGGAGCGUGCACAACCUCGGGCUGGAGGGCAGCAAGUUGCUCCUGGAGUCUGUCAACCCAUCAGGACCGAGCCCACUGAAGAAAGCAAACUCCAGCUGUGAUGACAGACAGACUGAGGGCAGCAGCUCCCCUGCCAAGAAGAAUGAGAGGAACCUGGACAUGAAGAAGAUCGAGAAGGAGAUGCAGGAAAUCAUGUCCCCUACCCCUCUCGAGUUUCACAAGAUGACACUCCACAAAGACCCGGAGAGUGAAGACUUUGGAUUCAGUGUGUCAGAUGGCCUGUUAGAAAAGGGUGUCUAUGUAAAUAUGGUCCGUCCGGAUGGGCCAGCAGAUCAAUGUGGCCUCAAGCCAUAUGACAGAGUGCUUCAGGUAAACCGCGUCCGAACGAGAGACUUUGACUGCUGUCUGGCUGUUCCCCUGAUUUCGGAGGCUGGAGAUAAACUGGACCUGGUGGUUAGCCGAAACCCCUUGGCACUGGCUGCCAGUGCUCCCCCGGAGGGGAACAGAGAGCUGCCGGCACAGGCGGCCCAUGGCAUCGAGGUCAAGGCAAGCGUCCAGACGCUCUGAAGAGCAGGAGCAGAGUGGAUGGGCCAUUGUGGUAUCUGGGGUGGUUUUCCUGUUUUUUGCACUGGUAUUUGUAAAUGCUGUGUAUACCAUAACCUGCAGGUGGGGAGGUGGGUCUUCAGUGAGGUGUCAGCUGUAGACCGACAAAUAUUGCUGGAAAGGUCGGAGCUGGAUUCGCAUCUCAGGCCAUGGGCAGCGCUGGUGAUGGGUUGAGCUGCCAGCAGGGAGGAAGGAGCAUCCACAGCUGUUCCCCGUGGCAGGACGUCCCCCUGCUCCCUGGCUGUCAGGAUGCAUGAGGUCCUGCCUCCGACACCCUCCGCACACUAAAGGCCUUAGGCCAUCCUACAAACACACAUGGUGCUAUUAUGUUUCUUAUUUGCUCGAUUAAUUGCAUACAGCAAGACUGAAACACCUUUCCUUUUCUGUUGUGCCCAGCUCCAUCCUUUAAACACUCCUGAUAGAUUGAUUUCUGCAUCCCUUUGCACUCCUGGUACAGGGCUGUGGAGAAUCCUGUUUAAAAGAUGUUUCAAAAUGUGCUUGAGAGUGGAUAGAUGCAAUUCCUGUUCAAAAACUGAUGUUUGCAACUGCCUCCUGCCGGCCCCAUCCGCACUCUCAGCCAGGGCUGUCUCACCCUGCAGUGGGACGAGGCACCUCAUCUCCCCAUUGAUUCCCAUGAGCAAUGUGGCUGCCUGUGUGAGAGUAGUUAUUUACAGAGCAGAAAGUUGUUCCCAAGGCUAAAGGCCUUGAAUAUCUGCCCAAAUCCCCAUCCACCUCGUUUGCCUGGGCUUUGUGGAGGUCUCUUGUUUGCAAACCUGUGCCUGCAGAAUAGCAAUCUUCCCAAGGCUGUCCCUUAUGUUUUGGAUUAAUCAAACCUUGUUGUGUCCUGUCAGGCAGUGGCAUGAGGAGCCUUUGUUAGAUGGAAAUUGUGUCCCUUGUGUCCAAUGUGGACUGGGCAGUGUGUGUCCGUGUCCAUGUGGGUUUGUUCAUUCCUGGUCCACCCACCUUUGCCUGUCACUGGCCUUUCCAUGGCUUUGCAAGCGUGAUGCCUCCCACCUGAGACCCCCCAGCCCCGCGGGAAGAGGGGCUGUGAUGUUUCCGUCGGAUUCCUUGUCUGCCUGCUGUAUUUCAGGUAUUAGCACUUUAUGAUGAUGUUCAUGUCCUGGUGGUGGCUUGAGCCUGGCAUUGCUUUCCCUGGGAAGGUUCGGGCGUGGUGGAGGUAAGGAGCUCGCUUGGUCACACACCCGCAGCCCCAGCUCCCGCCACCCCCAUUCCCUGCUCACCCUUUUGGUUCCUCCAUCACCGCCUGUGCGCCCGUGGUGUCUGUAGGGUGUCGGAUGGGUGUAUACCACACACUUGUUGCUUUGCUGAACCAGGACUCGUUCCCCCACUGUCCGUCCCUGAGUCACUUUGCAACUCUGACCCUCUGUGAUAGUGCAUCGUAUCAGGGUGCUUCUUCCAGACGCGUGUCCAGCCCCAUCCAGCUAUUUGUCAUUGUAGCCAUUUUCUCUUCGAGUAUGCAAUAUUCCAUACCAUUGCUGCCACAACUAGAAAAUGUGCCAUAAUUGAUACUGUGGAGCAUUGACAGUGCAGACAAAAGUGUUUUUAUAUGCAAUAUUCUGAGCAGUGGAAGCUUACUGUGGCUUCUCAUAGGUUUUUAAUGAAGACUUUUAUUAAAGGCUUUAAAAAACAGAAAAGGAAGAAAAACUCGGUCCUUGUAUCCCUUCCUAUGCAUUUUGAAUGAUAUGAAGAUGAAAUGCAUUACUUAAAUGUGUAUUUUUAUCCAUAUAUUAGAGUGUAUUCCUUGUAAAGUAUUUUUAUAUGCUAAUUUUCUUAUGUAUCUAUGAAAGCACAAUAUUUAAAAGUACAGCAUUUCAAAGAAUAUUUUAGUCCUGUUUUGGACCUAUUUGUAAAUCUCUGUAUUUAAA
This is a messenger RNA of Cuculus canorus (common cuckoo), 5461 nucleotides long. It is a transcript of the gene GRIP2, whose product is annotated as glutamate receptor interacting protein 2. The coding region runs from base 174 to 3539 and encodes 1121 amino acids. The record is from RefSeq and is a predicted model, not a curated record. Gene Ontology annotation, biological process: neurotransmitter receptor transport, endosome to postsynaptic membrane. The transcript has 24 exons. Gene Ontology annotation, molecular function: protein binding. NCBI's taxonomy places the organism in Eukaryota, Metazoa, Chordata, Aves, Cuculiformes, Cuculidae.